Messenger RNA from Hibiscus syriacus, 2939 nucleotides. RefSeq lists its product as uncharacterized. The transcript has 13 exons. The record is from RefSeq and is a predicted model, not a curated record. The coding region runs from base 78 to 2702 and encodes 874 amino acids. Lineage: Eukaryota; Viridiplantae; Streptophyta; Magnoliopsida; Malvales; Malvaceae. Gene Ontology annotation, molecular function: protein binding.
AUCCACACUGAAAAUUCUCAUUUUUGUUGUUUGUUUUCCGUAUUUGGUAUGAUAAUACCAAUGGCUUCCUCUUCUUCAUGAUAUCAAACGACAACGUUUUGAAACAGCGAAUGGAACCGCCGCCGUUGCACCACCAUCAUCAGCAGCUAUUGAAAAUGAAGGUCUCACCGCCGCCGCCGCAUCACUCCGACAACGACCGUAGCAGCAGUGAACUUCGCGCCGUCGAUUGCAACCUCAAUUCCCUUUGCGAGCACAUCCAAUUGGAAGGUUUCAACGGCGGUUCCUUCUCCGACGUCGUCGUAAACGCCAUGGGAUCCACCUACCACCUCCACCGUCUAAUCCUCUCCCGUAGCUCCUACUUCAGGAAUAUGUUGCAGGGACCUUGGAAAGAAGCCAAAGCUCCAAUAGUAACGUUAAACGUCGACGAUAACAACGUUAACAGUGAAGCUAUAGCCAUCGCGUUGUCUUAUUUGUAUGGACACCAUCCCAAGCUUAAUGAUAAUAAUGCGUUUCGCGUUUUAGCUGCUGCUUCAUUUCUUGAUCUUCAGGAUCUAUGCGCCAUAUGUACGGACUUUAUCAUAUCUGAGCUGUGGACUUCGAAUUUCUUAGCACAUCAGGUGUUUGCUGAGAGUCAAGAUUAUGGGAUACAUGGGGAAAGGGUGAGAAAUGCUUGCUGGGGCUAUCUUUGUCAAAGUGGUGCGAUGGAAUUGAAAGAGGUGUUACCUAAACUUUCUUCUCAGACUUUACAUGCAUUGCUGACCUCUAAUGAGCUGUGGGUACAUAGUGAAGAAAAACGGUUUGAGCUCGCAUUGUAUACUCUCCUUGCGAAAGAUGCUUUUUUCCAGGCUGAACAUUCUGAUCAAGGAAUUUCAUCUGCUAAGAUGGCAAUGGGCAGUUCUCCUCACUCUUCUAAAGCAAAGGGAAAAAAUUUAGUUGAUAGCUGCCCUAGUAAGAGAUUGGAAUCUACAAUGGAACGCCUAAAUCUAAGAGAAGAUCACCUGGUUGAGCUUGCAGAUUGUGUGGUUGACAUCCAGACAGGUUUAUCUAGCUCGGACCAACAGGUGCUGCAACCUGAAUAUUCUCGCUUGGAGCCUAUGUAUGCUGGCAACAGUUAUAAGUCUUCAUCAACAAGUAGCCCAUUUUCAGAUGCAGAGGGGAUAAGAACUUCAUGUUCAUAUGUUGAAGUCCCAGUUGGUGUUGGAACAAGUGGAUUGAGAGCCUGUGGAAUGGGCAUGGAGGGACCAUCCAAGGAAGGCUCAUGCUACCAUUUGAGUAACAAUAAUUGGUUUGCAAGUGAUCAAUCGAGGCAUUGUUCUUCUGUGGACUCAUCCGGUAGUGAGCUAAUGUUGAAUGAUUGGGCAAGAUAUGGUGUGGCUUCUCUUUCUUGGGGUGGCAGGGUUGUGGGUAAAAGACAGGUAAAAAGCUAUGCAAAAGGGAACUAUGGGGCUCAUGUUGAGGAAUAUGAUUCUUUCGUCAAUAUAUUUGAAGGGGGUUCACUUCUAUAUUGCAACAUGUCCUUUGAGGCACUUUUGAAUGUGAGAAAGCAACUUGAAGAGUUGGGAUUUCCUUGCAAAGCUGUGAAUGAUGGUCUUUGGGUGCAGAUGCUAUUAAGCCAGAGGGUGCAAGAAAUUGGAGCUGACACAUGCAAGAAUUGCUGUCUUACUACUAUGCAAUGCGCUUGCAGGCAGCCUUUUGGACUUCAGCAUGGAGUUGCUACUGCAGGUUAUCAUGUGCAAGAGAACGAUCAAAAUCAUCUAACUGGCAAUAUUGGAAAUGUGUAUGUGGCUGAUAAUUCCCAAGGUGAAGGAAAUGGCCUCUUUGGGCCAGUAAGAGUCCAUGUUAGGAGACCUAUUGAUGGGUUGGCUGGUAUUGGACGUGGUGCUACUUUUGUUCCUGCCACUGCAUGGCCUCCAACUCGUUUUGUCUUUUCCCGUGUGCCCUUUGGUACAGGCAACAGGAAUGGCCAACAGUCUCUUGCUAAUGAUUCGGAGGCUAGAGCUGAGUAUGCCGGAGACAUGUCUGGAGGUGGUUUAACAGCUCUGGUUGAGUUAAGCCAAGGAGGAAGUAAUGCCUCUAAUGUUCAAGGAGAAACCGAAAGGAGUUAUGUGACGGAUAUGCAAAGCAGAGUUCCUGUAAUUUCUGCUGCUGGGCCAAGUGCUAGUGGAAUUGCCAUGCACAUGCUCGAGUCACCGGAACAGACCAUUGGAAUUGAGUGGGAGAGUGCAACUAGUUCUUCUAUAUCGUUGGACAUGAAAACUCCUCUGAAUAACUUCCCUCCCUUUCGUUUUGGGGUUGAAUUUGAGGAUGUACUCAGGCUAAGUGAUGGGCAAGUUGAGCACUCUCCUGAAUUCUUUUAUGCGGGUUCCCUAUGGAAGGUUAGUGUUCAAGCCUUUAAUGACGAAGAUCCUCAAGGACGUAGGACUCUCGGCUUAUUUCUUCACCGGCGGAAGGCUGAAAUAACCGACUCUCUGAGAAAGGUUCACAUGUAUGUGGAUUCUCGUGAAAAGGUUACUGCCCGAUAUCAGUUAAUUUGUCCAUCAAAGCGAGAAGUCAUGAUGUUCGGAAGCUUCAAACAAAGAGGAACACUCUUACCAAAAGCUCCCAAGGGUUGGGGAUGGCGGACAGCUCUGUUGUUCGAUGAGCUUGCCGAUCUUCUUCAAAAUGGUGCCUUGAGAAUAGCUGCUGUGGUGCAACUUGUCUGAAAAUAUUGAUGUUGGACACAUGUCCAGACAUGAUUUCUUAUCGUUACAGAUGAGGCAGACUUAAAGCUCGAUAUCCAUUGAUCUGUGCAGCUUUUUACGUUUAGUGGAUGAUCAAUCUGACCAUUUUUCCUUCUUUCAUGGUUAAUUAUAUGCAAUUUAAGUAUAAUAAAGUACAGAUACAUAAAUUUUGGUCAAGUUGUAUAAAAAGUUUUAUGUAUUGUGUGUUUUUUGUGAAAU